UUGCAGGAAGAGCUGGCUCUGUCUUGGGAACGCGCGGUUGUUUGCCACCACCAAUCCACCAUCGCAUCCAGACCACCGAAUAUCUCCAAGUACAAGAUGCGCUGCCGCGGUCUUUCUUUCUGGGCGUAAACACCGCGGGAUUCCUCUCUUUUUUUUUCUUCUUCCCUUUCUUCUUCCCCGCGCGCGGCGGACAACAAGCAACAAGAGCGCCGCCGAUCGGCACGCCUUUGACUGGCCGACUUUGCCUUUUGCGAAAGGCCCCACGAGGUAGUCGAGGCCUCCCCCGCCGCGCAACACCAUGCGCCUCUACCUACUGCCCAUCUCGACGAGGCGCACGCUGCUAUACUGCCAGCAACUCAACGCGCCAGCCUCAGAAAAGCCGACGUGGUCCAACUGGCUCCAGUCCAAGGCCGCGCGCACUUGGUCCGGCUGGGAAAAGAAGGAAAAGGGCUGGCAAAAAUCGGUCGUCAACUAUGGCAACCAAGCGCUACGUCGCAUCCCUUACGAGGAAUGGGGGCUCAAGUCGGUGCCUCCGCUGUCGCAGCGCCGGAAGCAGGUUGAGCUGAAGGGCACUGAGAAGGUCGAGGUGGUUUACCCCAAGAGCCUGCUGGCGAUGGACAAGGUACCCGAGAUCCUGCGGUCGCUGGCAACCGAGAGGCAGGGGCUGCAUAAGAAGAGGUUGAUAUGGUGCUUUAUCGGCAUGCCGAUAUCAGCGCCCGUUGCCCUCGUUCCGGUCAUUCCAAACCUUCCCUUCUUUUACUUAGUCUACCGCGCCUGGUCACAUUGGCGGGCGCUGUCUGGGGGGAAACACCUCCAAUUCCUCCUCAAGAACAACCUCCUCGCCCUGAAGCCAUCGCCCAUUGUCGAUCAGGUGUAUGCCGCGCAGAAGCCUCCCUUACCAUCCACCCCUGAACGGACAGCCGAUUCCAAGGAGAAAAUCAUCGUGGACAAUGCGAAUCCCGUCGCGGCGGAUGACGCACAGAAUCCAAACGGUGAGACCAUGCUGCUGUCGCAGGCCAAUGGCAAGAAGAUGACGCAAGCUCUCGACCUGCCCCAGCUGGAGGUUGAGCUCGAACGAGCGAUAUGGCAAGUCGAGACGGCCAUCAAGAAGCGCAGCGCCGAAGUUGCUGCCAAGAACCCCCAAGAGUCGACAAGCGAAAGCGAGAAGAAGUCGCAAUGAACGUCAAUGACAGGGCCAUGUAUGAUAACGUAUACUAUUCCACUACGGUCGCGGGGUGGUUGGAACGCUAGACGGGGUUGGGGAGUUGUUGGCUUGAUACCUCAUGGCGAUGAUGCGAAUGGGCGGCCGGUUUGAUUUUAAG
Molecule: messenger RNA, 1322 nt
Organism: Chaetomium fimeti
Lineage: Eukaryota; Fungi; Ascomycota; Sordariomycetes; Sordariales; Chaetomiaceae
Product: mitochondrial K+-H+ exchange-related-domain-containing protein
Exons: 2
Coding region: 299-1180 (293 amino acids)
Biological process (GO): potassium ion transport; proton transmembrane transport
Cellular component (GO): mitochondrial inner membrane
Source: RefSeq, a predicted model, not a curated record